UCCUGUCUGUCUGCAAGGCCCUAUGGCGCUAGAGGACAUUCUGGCACACUCCUGCACCAUCCAAUAUUGCUGCAGAGUGCUGAACUAGUGGCAGACAUCUUGGAAGCUGCAGCCGAAUAUUUGGUCAUUUUGGUUACUUAGGUUUUGUCGAAAUGCACUUCAUUGAAAGGGUUUGUCUUUCGUAUCUGAGGAACAGCAUUUUACCCAAGAGGUUCCAAAGUAAGAAACGACCAACGGCUCCCCUUGGUUCACGGAUUUUGUUAGAUCCAGAUAAAGUUUUUGAUCAUAAUAUGUGGGACCACAUGCAGUGGUCCCAGGAAGAAGAAGAAAGAGCCAAGGAAAAAGCCACCGCAAAUUCUCUUGUAAGAGUCCAGUCAGAGCUGCAAGACAAGUACGAGAGGGAAGCCAGUAAAUACUGGGAUCAGUUUUACAAGACCCAUAAGAACAAUUUUUUCAAAGAUCGCAAUUGGCUGUUCUUGGAAUUUCCAGAAAUUCUUCCAAAAAGAAAAUAUGACGAUUACAUAAAAAUGGAUACAUCAAUAGAAAAGAACUCUCACUUGACUUUGACCAGAAUACAUGAAGACAACUGCCUUUGUGAGAAUAAUUCUCUUGUAAAAGGUUCUUCUGUACAAGGAAGUAAUAUUAGUUCAUGCCACCACUACUCUGGAGAUGAUCACCACAGUGUCAAGUGCUUCGGAAAACAGUUCCCUGGUAGUAAUGCUAUUUACAGAAUAUUAGAGGUUGGCUGUGGUGUUGGAAACAGUGUUAUUCCUAUUUUGAAAGCUGUUUGCCAUAUUCCAGGAGUCUUUCUGUAUUGCUGUGAUUUUGCCUCAGGAGCAGUGGAACUGAUCAAGUCACACUCAUCCUUCGACUCCUCUCGCUGUUUUGCCUUUGUUCAUGACCUGUGCGAUAAUGCCUCCCCCUAUCCCUUCCCAGAUGAGAGCCUGGAUGUCAUUCUCCUCGUCUUUGUUCUCUCUUCUAUUCAUCCUGACAGGAUACAAGGAAUUGUAAACAGGCUGGCUAAAUUAUUGAAACCUGGAGGGAUGAUGCUAUUUCGAGACUAUGGAAGAUAUGAUGCUUCUCAGCUACGUUUUAAGAAAGGCUGCUGCCUGUCAGAGAAUUUCUAUGUAAGAGGCGAUGGCACCAGAGCUUACUUCUUCACAAAAGGGGUCCUUCACCCCUAACCCCAGCGAAUGUGGAGGGACCACUGUAC
Sceloporus undulatus (fence lizard) is the source of this 1213-nucleotide messenger RNA. RefSeq names its product methyltransferase 8, methylcytidine (gene METTL8). Gene Ontology annotation, molecular function: tRNA (cytidine-N3)-methyltransferase activity. The record is from RefSeq and is a predicted model, not a curated record. The coding region runs from base 153 to 1184 and encodes 343 amino acids. The transcript is spliced from 10 exons. Lineage: Eukaryota; Metazoa; Chordata; Lepidosauria; Squamata; Phrynosomatidae.